AAUCAAUGGGUCGCUAUGAGGAGCAGCUGGACGGAUAUCAAUGCAUUAUACGUAGCCAUGAAGGCAGGCUUAAAACAAGGUCACCAGACACACAAUGAUCUUGGCGUUGGUGAUAUUGUUAUUGAUGCCCUCGGCACAGGGUGGGCUGGAGAAUUGGGU
Molecule: messenger RNA, 159 nt
Organism: Desarmillaria tabescens
Lineage: Eukaryota; Fungi; Basidiomycota; Agaricomycetes; Agaricales; Physalacriaceae
Exons: 1
Source: RefSeq, a predicted model, not a curated record